Molecule: messenger RNA, 1788 nt
Organism: Pseudocercospora fijiensis CIRAD86
Lineage: Eukaryota; Fungi; Ascomycota; Dothideomycetes; Mycosphaerellales; Mycosphaerellaceae
Exons: 2
Coding region: 1-1788 (595 amino acids)
Cellular component (GO): nucleolus
Molecular function (GO): GTP binding
Source: RefSeq, a predicted model, not a curated record
AUGGGUACAGGCAAGAAGGAGGCCGCCCGUAAAGAGCGGCAGGGCAAGACGAACGAUGGCAUGGGCAACGUCAAGACCAAGGGCGAGAACUUCUACCGCAGCGCCAAGCGGGUGAAGACGCUCAAUAUGUACAAGGAUGGCAAGGCCCAGCGCAAUGCAAAGGGAGACAUCACAAAGGCCGCUUCAUACCAGAGCAGAGAAAAGCCGAGCGCGCGCAUCGAGCCCAACCGCAAGUGGUUCACCAAUACCCGAGUCAUCUCGCAGGAUGCGCUGAAUGCUUUCCGUGGUGCUGUGGAUGCGCAAAGCAAAGACCCAUACAGCUACCUGCUCAAGCAGAACAAGCUGCCCAUGAGCUUGAUCCACGACAACAAGGACAAGGAGCGAAAGGACGGCCUCAUCCAGCAUCGCGCCAAGAUUCGAAUAGAGGCCGAGAAGUUUGGCGACACAUUUGGACCCAAGGCACAACGGAAGCGGCCACGACUAGCUGUGGCUAACCUUGAAGACCUUGCCUCAGCUACCACUCAGGACUACAGUACUUUCGAGCAGAGGCAAGAGGAGGCACGUGAAUUAGCAGGUGUCAAGGAAGAUGAAGACACUGGCUUCACGCAGACCGACAACAAUGGUGAGCUGACCACCGCCCGAGAACCGGUCUUUUCGAAAGGUCAAAGCAAGCGAAUAUGGAACGAGCUCUAUAAAGUCAUCGACAGCUCAGAUGUUGUCAUCCAUGUCUUGGAUGCCCGAGAUCCGCUUGGCACGCGAUGUCGAAGCGUCGAAAAGUAUAUCAAGGAGGAGGCGCCACACAAGCACCUGCUGUUCUUGCUGAACAAGUGCGAUUUGGUGCCAACGAGUGUUGCGGCCAAAUGGGUCAAGAUGCUAUCAGCAGAAUAUCCCACCCUCGCUUUUCAUGCCUCCAUGACCAACAGCUUCGGCAAAGGCACUUUAAUAUCUCUCCUUCGACAAUUCUCCUCAUUACACAGCUCGCGCAAACAAAUUUCAGUCGGCUUCAUCGGAUAUCCUAACACCGGCAAAUCCUCCAUCAUUAAUACCUUGCGGAAGAAGCAAGUCUGCACAACAGCACCGAUUCCGGGUGAGACGAAAGUCUGGCAAUACAUCACACUCAUGAAGCGCAUCUACCUCAUUGAUUGUCCCGGCAUCGUUCCUCCAUCAGUGACAGACACACCAGAGGAUAUCCUGCUCCGUGGCGUGGUCCGAGUGGAAAAUGUCGAGAAUCCAGCACAAUAUAUUCCUGCCGUACUUUCAAGAUGCAAACGACAUCAUUUGGAACGGACGUACGGGAUGAAAUGGACCUCGUCUCCAGACGAGAAAGACUUUUCUGAGAAGGCUGAGAAGGAGCGGACACAAGAAGGCAUCGCAUUCCUGGAGGCACUGGCGAGAAAAGGUGGUCGGCUUCUCAAAGGUGGCGAGGCAGACAUGGAUGGAGUGGCGAAGAUGGUCCUGAAUGACUUUUUGAGAGGCAAAAUCCCAUGGUUCACGCCUCCACCUGUAGCUGAGGGCGAAGAUGCUACGGAGAAAGAUGGCAGUCGAGAUGAGAAAUUGGGGUUCACACAUAAGAAGCGCAAGUUUGAAGAGAGUGAGGCCGCAAAGGAAGAAGCAGAAAAGGAGGCUGCUGAGUAUAGAGAAGGCGACGAUGACUUUGAAGGAUUUGACGAGGAUGCCGAGGAUAGCGAGGAAGAUGCUGAUGGUGAUGCCGUUGGUGGCAUUGCAUUAGAUCCUGGCGAAAGCAGUGGAGAGGAGGAAAACGAAGAGGAGGAAAAUGAAGAGGAGUAA